Melampsora larici-populina 98AG31 is the source of this 2057-nucleotide messenger RNA. Its product is annotated as putative ubiquitin-like protease family member. Gene Ontology annotation, biological process: protein desumoylation. Bases 339 to 1565 code for a protein of 408 amino acids. Gene Ontology annotation, molecular function: deSUMOylase activity. The record is from RefSeq and is a predicted model, not a curated record. Gene Ontology annotation, cellular component: nucleus. Lineage: Eukaryota; Fungi; Basidiomycota; Pucciniomycetes; Pucciniales; Melampsoraceae. The transcript has 10 exons.
UAACUUCAGCCCAACUUAAGCCAUCACUCAACUCUGACACGCGUCGAAGGAAUCAACAUUGAAUAUCAAGUCAAACCAAAUUUGUACUUCCGCCGUUCAAGAACCCGGGCUGCUGCGCUUCAGCCGUAGAUAUCGAUCGUUAAAACUACUUGCAAGCCCAACGAUAUUUGUCAUCCAACUCUUCAAGAACAGUUAACGAAGAUCAGUUUUUGUCUAUAAAGUGUUCUUGAAAUAUCUUCGAUCAUCAGGCAAUCACUCUAGUCGUUCUCCUUUUCAAACUUUGCGCCGCGGCCUGUGUCGUCAUCACUUUUAUCCUUUCACCUUCUUGAAUUUCAGCGAUGUCAAGUCGUAAGCGGCAGUCGAAUCAGUCACCCGAGCGAACGAAGACGCGUAUUCUCAGUGGCGUCAAUCUUCCACAGCUCAGAAUAUCACAAAAGGGAGAGUAUGUCAAGAAAGAUGCACUUUUACGUCGUCGGAAGCAGAGACAGGCAGUGGAGGAAAAGAAGAGGAAACUUCUUCAUCACAGGCUGAAUCCGAAACCCCCAUGGCCAAGCAACUUCCUUGGAAGUAUUUCAACAACACCGUUCAUGAAAAACUUUAAAGAAGACUUCGAUCAUUAUGAUUUGAAAGUUGGAGCUGAAUUUGGAUUAUACGAUCAGGAUCUUCGUAGUAGUAUUCUCAAAUACCCGCUUUUCGACGAUCUACUGCGAACAUCGAAAGCGUCUUGGGAAAGUCCUAGACCGCCAGAACCUCGCUUACCUACCUACCAACAAUUACGUGAUCGUGAGACACAAAUUGACCAAAAGUUCAAGUCUGUCAAGAAACGGAAAUGGAGACCUCGCUUGGAGAAAGAUAAGAUGGACCUAGUGAACGCAACCUUGAAGAAACCGGGUGACAUUUCUUCGCUUCCAGGGGCAUCUUGUCAUGCUCACGAUAUUCGAAAGUUAGAACCGGGAACCUGGAUGAAUGAUGAAAUUUGUACUUUCUAUGGUGUGAUGAUCAACAUCAGAAGUACAGAGCAUGAGAAAUUGAAAGCAGAUCCUACGUACGAUCCGAAAGAAAAAUUCCUGCGGGCCCACUGUUUUUCGAGUUUCUUCAUGCCCAAAUAUCAGAAGGAGGGUUUCACAGGAGUCAAGAGGUGGACUAAAAAAGUCGAUCUUUUCCAAAAAGACGUGGUGAUAUUCCCUAUCAACCUGAGGAAUGUCCAUUGGACUUGUGCUGCCAUCAAUCUCCGACAAAAACGCUUUGAGUUUUAUGACAGUAUGGGUCACAACAACGAACUCGUACUCGAGUGCCUGAAAGAGUACAUUCAAGCCGAGCAUUUGGCCAAGCGGAACGAGCCGAUGGACAUGUCAGAGUGGACAUUCGCUAAAACGGAUCCUCCUCGUCAAAACAACGCAUACGAUUGUGGGAUCUUUAUGUGUCAGAUUAUGGAUUGUUUGAGUCGAGAUUGGGGAGGAGGGGACACAGUUUUCGAUUUUUCUCAGGAAAACAUGCCUUAUAUGCGGACGAAGAUGAUCUAUGAAAUUGUCACGCGCAAGUUUCUAGAAGAGGAAUGGAAAUGAUGUGUGAUGUGAGUAGAGUUCAGGUCUUCUCAUCGAAACCGGUGGUUUACCAAAAAUCAUCAGGAUUGCCGGAUGCGGGCACGAUAACGAUCAAAACUUUAGAAUCUAGAGUGUAUAAAGAAUUACUUGCAUUAUAUUGUCCAGGAGUCAGUCAACACGGCUAUCUAUGAAGCUUGGUCAACGUGGUUGUUUUAAUAACUUUUCAUCGAUAUGAGGCGGCGAAACGAUACUUCUGAUGAAGGAGUCGAGCGAGAUGACCCGUUGGUUCAUCGGUGGGACCAUAAUUAUGAGAUGUAGGGUAGCGUUGGGUAAUAGUUGUACUAAGAAUUUGGGUUUGUCUUUCGAAAGUAGAUAUUUUAACAUUUAGUUGGGUAAACUUUGGCCCCACCGUGGUGUUCCACCCUAUCCAGUGAGAGCAGCGGGGUAACAUUUCGAAGACAUCAUCGUUGGACUCGGUCACGCCAAAAAUCAAUAAAAAUUUGCUUUCACUUU